UUAUGAUCAUGUGACCCGCGCCGCCACUCUGCUGAUGGAGAAUAUAACAGUGGGUGUGGACAUCCUGCUCCUGGAGGGGCUGAGGGUCACGCCCCAGUCCUCCGUCCCCGCCUUCGUCCUCCUCCUCCUCAUCUACGUCUUCAUCAUGGUGUCAAACCUCGGCCUGGUGCUGCUGAUCGCCACCGAGCGCAGCCUCCAUCAGCCCAUGUACCUGCUCUUCUGCAACAUGAGCGUGAACGACGCGUUCGGGGCAUCGACCGUCAUCCCUCACCUGCUGAUGGACGUCUUCACGCCGCUGACUCAGCGCUACGUUCACUACCAUCAGUGCGUAGUGCAGGCGUUCUGUGCCCACUUCCACGGAGCCACGUCACACAACGUGCUCACGAUCAUGGCGUUCGACCGCUACCUGGCCAUCUGCAAGCCGCUGCGCUACGCCGCCAUCAUGAGCAACAGGAUGGUGGUGGCGCUGUCGGCGUGGGCGUGGGCGGCUGCCUUCGUGAUGGUGGCGGCGCUGGUGGCCCUCAGUGCGCGCCUGUCACGGUGCAGACACAUCAUUAGGAACCCGUUCUGCGACAACGCCUCGCUGUUCAAGCUCUCCUGCGAGAACGUCCUCAUCAACCAUGUGUACGGCCUCGGCACCGCCGCGUCCACCAUGGCGUGCUCCCUCUCCGCCGUCACGCUCACGUACCUGCGCAUCGCCACGGUGUGCUUGAGCCGCAGGGACGCGGCGCUGAGCGGCCGCGCGCUGCAGACGUGUGCGUCGCACCUCGCCGUCUACGUCAUCCUGCUGCUGUCGGGCAACGUCAUCCUCAUCCUGCACCGCUUCCCGCAGCUCUCCCAGCACAGGAAGCUCGCCUCCGUCCUGUUCCACGUGGUCCCGCCCGCCAUGAACGCCGUCAUCUACGGCCUGCAGAUCAAAGUGGUGCGGGAGAAGAUCGUCGUCAUCUUCAGCAAGAAGAAGUCGCAAAACGGAGCGGAGAAACGAGCGAGUUGAAGCAACGCUGUGCUGUGACAGCGAUCGAGCUCCCACACCAAACCUCACAGCUAAAAUCACUGAGUUCACUGUCCCUUUAAAUCCACCAUCACUGACCGAUAUAUCGCAAAACCUGACAGAUUGAAUCUAUCUGAUCCUUAUUAUUAUUAUUAUUGUUAUGAUUAUUAUUAUUAUGACUAUUAUUAUAAUGUUUGUGAACA
Messenger RNA from Solea solea (common sole), 1194 nucleotides. RefSeq names its product olfactory receptor 52E8-like. The transcript has a single exon. The record is from RefSeq and is a predicted model, not a curated record. Gene Ontology annotation, cellular component: membrane. Gene Ontology annotation, biological process: G protein-coupled receptor signaling pathway. The coding region runs from base 35 to 994 and encodes 319 amino acids. NCBI's taxonomy places the organism in Eukaryota, Metazoa, Chordata, Actinopteri, Pleuronectiformes, Soleidae. Gene Ontology annotation, molecular function: olfactory receptor activity.